AUGCAGUUCACCAAGUCUUUCCUGCUGCUCGCAGCUUUGGCCACCAACACCUUCGCUCUCCCCGCCAACCCCGAGCGUCGUGAUGACUCCUCCAGCAGCUCUUAUUCCACCUCGGGCUUCGGUAGUGCCACCAACCCCAUUGGCAGCGGCAACACCUACGCCGGCAACGUUGGUAGCCCUUACGGCAGCAACAUCAUCGAGAUCUCUGCCUCCACCGCCAGCCAGUACAAAUACGUGAUGGAGAUCCAAGCCCCCUCCACCGACUCCUACACCGUCGCCAUCUGGAACAAGUACGGUCCUGACGGCCGCAUGGAUGGCUGGUACGGCAACGCCUGCAAAACCACCACCAUUGCCGCCGGCUCCAGCGCCUACUUUGCCUUUGACGAGGACACCAACGGAGGCUUUGCUGCCGCCCCGGGCUCGAUCCCCACCGACUCCAAUGGUGGAUAUGCGUCCACCUGGGGUGAGUUUGACUUUGGUUCCUCCGUCAACAAUGCCUGGUCUGGUUUCGACGUUUCGGCCAUCGCUGCUCAGAACGCCGGUCUUGACGUUCAGGGUAUGAAGAUUUGCGAUGCUGUGGGCGGAACUUGCUCUUCUAUCACCCCCGGUGCUGCUGUCGUGGACAACGCUUAUACUGCGGCUGAGACUGAUAUCGGUGGCAUCGGUGGUAACCUCGCUGCUGGCCCUGUCCGCCUGGUGGCCACUCUUGGCUACAGCGGUUAA
Messenger RNA from Penicillium oxalicum, 723 nucleotides. Its product is annotated as putative allergen. The transcript has a single exon. NCBI's taxonomy places the organism in Eukaryota, Fungi, Ascomycota, Eurotiomycetes, Eurotiales, Aspergillaceae. Gene Ontology annotation, molecular function: IgE binding. Gene Ontology annotation, cellular component: extracellular region. The coding region runs from base 1 to 723 and encodes 240 amino acids. The record is from RefSeq and is a predicted model, not a curated record.